Nerophis lumbriciformis (worm pipefish) is the source of this 3381-nucleotide messenger RNA. Lineage: Eukaryota; Metazoa; Chordata; Actinopteri; Syngnathiformes; Syngnathidae. The record is from RefSeq and is a predicted model, not a curated record.
AUGGACGGUGGCCUCAGGGUCUUCCUGUCCACUGUGCUGUGCCUCAGCCAGUCCCUGCUUAUUAGCUGCACACUUCAAUAUCCAUCUUUCCGCUCUGAGCCCGCCUCAUUGGUCCAGAGUCCUGGUUCGGCGGCUCGCCUGCACUGCGCCGUCAGGCCCCCAUCGGCGGCGCUCUCCUGGCGCUUUCGUGGUGCCCCCCUGCUUGUCGAUACCCUGCCUGGUGUGGAGGUGAACGGUGGUACUCUCACCAUCACCUCCCUGCAGCGUGCCCAUGCCGGUGGAUAUCAGUGUGUGGCACGGUCUACCCAAGGAACAGCUGUGGCGAGCCGGUACGCGCAUGUGGUGCUGGCAGAAAUCUGGCAGUACGAAGACAGCCGCCGGCGCUUGCUGUCUGUCCAGGAAGGCGGCGCGGUCGUCAUCGAGUGUCCUCUGCCCCGAAGUGUCCCGGCGGCCUUGCCUAGGUUACGAGUGCGAGGCGAACGUGUGGAGAAGUCCACAGAUGACUACUUGGUUCUUCCAUCUGGCAACCUCCAGAUCCCGAACGUUUCACCCCGCCAUCAAGGCACCUACAAAUGUGGCUCGUACAAUCCCGUCACGGGCGAAACUCUCACACAAACCCAUGGUACCAAACUGUCUGUACUAUACUCCCCAUCCUUUCCAAUGGAAAUAGUUUACCCCAUCACCCCCAUGACUGUAACACUGCAGCGGUCACAGUCGUACACGCUAGAAUGCGUCAUAUCCGGAAGUCCAUCCCUUGCGUCCACGUGGUUUAAAAACGGUGAGCGUGUCCAUGUCGGUCCUUCUCUGCGACGCCUACGCGACAAUUUGGAACUCGUCUCUGUGACGACGGAUGACGCCGGGGUGUACGUUUGCGCCGCUGAGAGCGAGCGAGGGUCGGUCAGGAGCGCCAACUACACCGUCAACAUUCUCGAACCGGCGACUAUGUUAGAAGGCCUCACUGACCAACAGCUAGACUCGCCUGGAUCCACUGCUCGUUUCAGCUGCAGAGCUGCGGGAAAUCCCGCCCCAAACGUCACCUGGCUGUUCAACGCCGAACCCUUAGUCGCCUCACAUCGCGUCCUGAUGUCCGGUAACCAGCUCGUCAUCAGGGAUGUGGUUCUGUCGGACCAAGGCGUGUACCAAUGUCUGCUGGACAACGGCGUCGGGUCAGCGCAGUCGUCGGGAAUGCUGACGUUUCAGACUGAAUCAAAGCCCAACGUCGAUGUUUGGCCUUCGCUACCGCCCAUGCAGAGCGACGAGGGCAGCGAUCGCUUCGUGGCGGAGGAGGAUUCGGAUGAGCCGCCGUUCGACGGGGGCGCCGACGGUCUCACGCCUGACGCGCCAAUCAUUACCAGCCCGCCGCAGACCUACAAACCGGACGUGUACGACCUGGAGUGGAGAGCUGGACCCGACGGCGGGAGCCCCAUCAAUGCAUAUUUUGUCCGAUAUCGUAAGGUGGACGAGAUGGCUACAGUGAUGGAAAGCUGGCUGACAGUGCGAGUGCCUGGCAGCGAGCGGUCGCUGCGGCUUUCAGAGUUGGACGCGUCCAGCUUGUACGAGGUGCUCAUGGUGGCUAGGAGCUCGGCGGGAGAGGGCCAGCCGGCCAUGCUUACAUUUCGCACUGGGAAAGAAAAGAGCGCCUCGUCCAACAAAAACCCCUCCAACAAACCUCCCGUCGUCCUGAUGCCGCCUAAAGCGCCCGAGGACAAAACGCCCAACACGCACUUUGGCGUGGUCAUCCAUGAUAGAGUGCCGGAGGCGCCCGACCGGCCCACCAUCUCCAUGGCCACCGAAAGCUCCGUCUACGUCACCUGGAUCCCCAGAGCCAACGGCGGAUCACCCAUCACGGCGUUCCGAGUGGAGUACAAACGCAGCCGUAGCACCGAGUGGGGAGUGGCGGCCGACAAUAUCUCGCCGCUUAAGCUUUCAGUGGAAGUUCGCAAUCUGGAGCCUGGCGCCACUUACCGGUUCCGCGUGGCAGCCAUGAAUUUGUACGGCGAGAGUCCUCACAGUGUGGCGUCACGGCCGUACCAGGUGCCCCAAGCUAGUCCCCGCAUGACCGACCGGCCCGUGGUGGGACCGCACAUCUCCGCCACCGACGCCAUCAGCGACACGCAGAUCAUGCUGCGAUGGACUUACAGUCCCUCAAGCAACAACAACACUCCCAUCCAAGGCUUCUAUAUUUACUAUCGACCCACCGACAGCGACAACGAUAGCGACUACAAGCGUGAUGUAGUUGAAGGUGUGAAAGACUGGCACAUGAUUGGUCACCUGCAGGCUGAGACGUCGUACGACAUCAAGAUGCAGUGCUUCAACGAUGGAGGCGAAAGCGACUACAGCAAUGUCAUGAUCUGUGAGACCAGAGCUCGCCAGUCUCCGGGUUCGCCAAGCCAGCGGCCCGUCACACCGCCGUGGCCUCACCCGCAAGAGCCCGCCGGACCGCCCGGGGGGCUCCUGUAUCUCAUCGUGGGUUGCGUGCUAGGAGUGAUGGUCCUCAUUCUGCUGGCCUUUAUCGCCAUGUGCUUGUGGAGGAACCGACAGCACAACAACACACACAAAUACAACUCUCCUGGUUACUUGUACCAGCCGGCGGACAUGAACGGACAUGUUCUUGAGUACACCGCAAUGGCCGGCGCCGGGCGUAUGAACGGAGGUGUCCACGGGGGUUACGGGCACAGUGGCGGGGGCGGCGGUAUGUUGCCAUUGGGGUGCCACCAUCUACAUCACAAACACACCAACGGCCUGCACAAUGGCAACGGCGGACUCUAUCCUGCCGGACACCCGCACGGCCACAACGGCACUCUGCCUCACCCUCACCACCACCACAACGGAGGCGGCAUGUACACAGCUCUUCCUCAGUCAGAAUCUUCGGAGUGUAUGAGUUGUCAGAACCUGUGCAACAAUAACAGGUGCUACAACAAAAGCAACGGCGUGCUAUUAGGCGGGACGCUUCCCCUCAUGCAUAGAGCGGCGCCAUGCCAGCAAGACGGUCUGGAGAUGGUUCCGAUGGGCGUGGCGCCGUGCCGCGGCUGUACCCCGACAGGCGAGCGGCCGGCCACCAAGCUCGACGUGGCGCACCAGCCUGACGAGCACCAGGAGUCUUCGCCUUCGCGGCGCUCGUGUUAUCUCGACGGAGACGACACGGAAGGACCGGCGGAUGACACAGCAGAGGAGGAUGUAGACUGUGUGGAUCAGGAGAGUCCAGAGCUGCGCUGGGACAGCCUUCCCGACUCGGACUGUGACGAAAAGCCCGGCUGGAUAUCCGACAGGGGCGAGCUGAUCCAGCCCAGUCCCCAGACAACCGGAAGGGCGGAGCUACUGAGAGGACAGUCGGAGGACCUAAGUGAGGACUUUCUGCAUCAUGGACGGCCAGACUCCUAA